GAUGUUUACAGACAACAUCAAGACUCAAGACGGAGCAAAUCGGAAAAUUCGGACCAAAUCAUUGGUGACACGUGCCGAUCCAACUUCCAUGUGUUUCUAUGUUUCUACGUGUAUAUGCACCAUACCACAUCAAUAUCUCUAUAUAUCAACCUUAUAAUCCACGUUUCCCUCAAUCAUUACUUCACUCACUCCUUCUGCAAAUGCUUCAACGAACGGUAGUUUACACUCCGUAGGUUGAUAACCAGGAAACCCUGCGUGUUCACGGAUAUUCAAAGAUGCUUCAUUUUGUUCUUGUUUCUUUUGUGUUCUUCGCCUCUAUCAGAGAUGGGUCUGCAAGGAAAGGGAUCACUAGCUCUUUUGUUAGGUCAGAGUGGCCAUCUGUUGAUAUCCCACUUGAUCAUGAAGCAUUUGCAGUUCCAAAGGGUUAUAAUGCACCUCAACAAGUGCAUAUUACUCAAGGGGAUUAUGAAGGAAGAGCGGUAAUAGUCUCAUGGGUGACCCCAGAUGAACCAGGGUCCAGCCAUGUACAAUAUGGCACAUCAGAGAAAGAGUUUCAAACUAGUGCAAAAGGCACUGUUUCAAAUUACACUCUCGGCGAAUACAAGUCUGGUUACAUUCAUCAUUGUCUUGUUGAAGGCCUUGAGCAUGAUACCAAAUAUUACUACAGAAUUGGAAGUGGUGAUUCUUCUCGAGAAUUUUGGUUUGAAACACCUCCCAAAGUUGAACCAGAUGCCCCUUACAAAUUUGGGAUCAUUGGUGAUUUGGGGCAAACAUUUAAUUCUCUUUCCACUCUUGACCACUAUAUAGAGAGUAAAGCACAGACUGUUCUAUUUGUUGGAGAUCUGUCUUAUGCAGAUAGGUAUAAGUACAGUGAUGUUGGUUUACGGUGGGAUACAUGGGGCCGAUUCGUUGAAAAGAGUACAGCUUAUCAGCCAUGGAUAUGGAAUACUGGAAACCAUGAAAUAGAGUACUUUCCCUACAUGGGAGAAGUUGUUCCUUUCAAGUCCUAUCUUCAACGAUAUACUACUCCUUAUUUGGCGUCCAAUAGCAGCAGCCCCAUGUGGUACGCAAUCAGGCGCGCAUCUGCUCAUAUAAUUGUACUAUCAAGCUAUUCACCAUAUGUGAAGUAUACACCACAAUAUAAAUGGCUCGCUGAAGAGCUGACUCGGGUUGAUAGGGAAAAGACACCUUGGCUCAUUGUUCUCAUGCAUGUGCCGAUCUACAACUCUAAUGAAGCUCACUAUAUGGAAGGUGAAAGCAUGCGGGUGGUUUUCGAGAGCUGGUUCAUCAAGUAUAAGGUUGACGUGAUCUUUGCUGGCCACGUCCAUGCUUAUGAAAGAUCGUAUCGAAUCUCCAAUGUCGAUUACAACAUAACAAGUGGUGCCCGGUAUCCAGUAGCUGACAAAUCAGCUCCUGUGUACAUAACAGUUGGAGAUGGAGGAAAUCAAGAAGGUCUUGCUUCUAGGUUUUGGGAUCCUCAGCCAGAAUACUCUGCAUAUCGUGAAGCAAGCUAUGGACACUCCACAUUGGAGAUAAAAAACAGAACCCAUGCUAUCUACCACUGGAACCGCAAUGAUGAUGGCAAGAAAGUUGCAACUGAUUCAUUUGUAUUGCAUAACCAAUAUUGGAGAAACAAUAGGAGAAGAAGAAAGCUAAAGCAUUUUCUAUUGAAAGUUAUUGAAGAAGUUGCCAGCAGUUAAUAAGAAUUCAAAGCAAUCUCGUAUUUGACGUUCUGCAAAGAAUUAAAACGUGCCUCCUCAUAAAUAUAUGCUGCUCAAUAGUCUUCGAGUGAGUGAAAUGUUGGUUGUCAGAAAUGUUUCCAUGUACUGGCUUUUAUCUAUGUAUCGUUCAGUGCUAAUAAAAUAUUGAACUGAUAUGUAUGUAUUGGGAGAAAAAUGCUUCAGACCAAGAUAUUCCUUAUUAUUAAGGAUAAUGAUGGCCAAGUUGCUUGUUCAA
Messenger RNA from Vicia villosa (hairy vetch), 1956 nucleotides. Its product is annotated as bifunctional purple acid phosphatase 26. The record is from RefSeq and is a predicted model, not a curated record. Lineage: Eukaryota; Viridiplantae; Streptophyta; Magnoliopsida; Fabales; Fabaceae. Bases 276 to 1700 code for a protein of 474 amino acids. The transcript is spliced from 10 exons. Gene Ontology annotation, molecular function: metal ion binding; acid phosphatase activity; protein binding.